GAGAGGGAGACACAGAAUCGGAAGCAGGCUCCAGGCUCUGAGCCAUCAGCCCAGAGCCCGACGUGGGGCUCGAACUCACUGACCGCGAGAUCGUGACCUGAGCUGAAGUUGGACGCUCAACCGACUGAGCCACCCAGGCGCCCCUGGGAUCAGUUUCUUUAUUUGUCUUUCUGUUGCUUCAUUAUUAGUGUAUAAGAAUGCAGCUGAUUUCUGUACAUUGAUUUUGUAUCCUGCAACUUUGCUGAAUUCAUGUAUCAGUUCUAGCAGACUUCUGGUGGAGUCUAUCCGAUUUUCCGUGUAUAAUAUCAUGUCAUCUGCAAAAAGUGAAAGCUUCAUCUUUGCCAAUUUUGAUGCCUUUGAUUUCCUUUUGUUGUGUGAUUGCUGAUGCUAGAACUUCCAACACUAUGUUAAACAACAGCGGUGAGAGUGGACAUCCCUGUCGUGUUCCUGAUCUCAGGGAAAAAGCUCUCAGUUUUUCCCCAUUGAGGAUGACGUUAGCUGUGGGCUUUUCAUAAAUGGCUUUUAUGAUGUUUAAGUAUGUUUGUAUUUUUUUAAAAAACAUUUAUUUAGUUUUGAGAGACAGAGAGAGAAUGUGUGUGUGGGACAGUGUGUGUGUGCUCACAGUGUGUGUGGGCAGAGAAAAGGAAACCCAAAAUCUGAAGCAGGUUCCAGGCUCUGAGCAAGCUGUCAGCACAGAGCCUGAAGCGGGGCUUGAACCCAUCAACCAUGAGAUCAUGACCUGAGCCACCCAGGUGCCCCUCAUGAAUUUUUUUUUUUUUUUUUUUUUUAAAGUAGGCUUCACAGCCAGCAUGGAGUCCAAGGCAGCGUUUGAACUCAUGACCCUUGAAAUCAAGACGGGAGCUGAGAUCAAGAGUCAGAUGUUAACUGCCUGAGCCACUUAGGCACCCCUUUCAUGGAGUUUUGAAGCAGAAAUGAUAUUAUCUUCAUUUAUACUUUUUUUUUCUUUCCUAGUUCGAGUAUAACAUGUACAACAAUCCUAAGGGUAUAGUGAGACAGAUUUUUAUAAGCUUCUGACACUCAUUCUGAGGGUUUUGGUUAUUAUUAUUAUUAUUUUUAAGUUUUCUUUAUUUAAGUAAUCUCUGCAUCUACCGUGGGGCUUGAACUCAUGACCCCGAGCUUAAGAGUGGCAUGCUUUUUCGACUGAGGCAGCAAGGCACCCUGGUUUUGGUGAUCUUUUACCAGAAGGUAUCAACAGAGAUUUCAGACCACAGCCAGGAUAUUUAUUUUUCUUCAGAUGGUCCUUACAUGGUUUGUAUACUAAUAUAUUAAAGUUGUAAUUGUCUCAUUAGGCUGUCAGGAAAAAGACUCAAGUUCACGUGAACUAACAAUGACCUAUAGAUGAAACCUGCUGCCUGAUAGUGCCUGUAAUGUGUAUUUUGAUAUCAGAGGAGUUACAAAGUGAAAAAAAACUUUACUUCAUCUGAAAAUGAUGAAAUGUGUUAGAUGGUGGCAGAUUGUUUUCCUAAGAGGUUAUAUUAAUUUAUACUGUCACUAGGAAAGUAAAAUAUUUUGGCUGUUCUGUAUUUUCAUAAGCAGUUGAUACUGUCAGACCUUUUUGUCAGUCUGGCACAUGUGAAAUAGUGGUACACUGUGCUUUUUUCUCCUUUUAACUUUUUCCAAUGGAGUAUAACACAUAAAAGGCAAAAAAAUCAUUAUGACUUAUCACAAAGUAAAAAAAGAUCCUUGUGACCAUCACCAAGAAGUAUAGCAUUGCCAGCAAUCCAGAAACUCUCCUUAUGCACACCGAUCCUGUCACCAUCCCCCACCAACCAUAACUAGUGCUUACUUCUUUCCCAGAGGUAAUUGCUGUUCUGACAGCUAACACAUAGAUUAGUUCUGCUUGUUUUUGAACGUUGUAUACCUGGAAUCAUGCAGUGGAGUGCCUUUGUGUCUGGUCUUCUUUUCAGCAAUACGCUUAUUACAUUUAUCCAUGUUAUCUGUAGCUAAGUGUAGCUUAAUAAUAAGAUGGACAAAGCUAUAUAUAUUCUCAUUCUUAGUAUGUGUAAAACAGUGGUUCCUAUUAUUUGUGUGUGUUAGAGGCACACUUCUGUUUUUUAUUGAGGGAUUUGCAAAUUAUAUUUGUUGCUGAAAUAUCUUUUUGUAAUUCAGAUAUUCACAUCUAAAUUAAUUAAAAAAUAUAUGUAGGUCUGGUAUUUGAAUCUUUUUUCUGAAUUAUUUAUUUUUAUGGUAUGUGAUAGAUUUCUGUGGUUCAGAAAUAAAAAGUAUAAAAAGGUAAAGUCUCCCACCUCUAUUCCCAACUGUAUGUGAGUAGUUAAUAUCCACCCCUAACAUCUAACCCCUAACCCCUAACAUCUCACUCUGCCUAGGAAACUGGUAUUACUACUUUCUUGUGUGAUCUUUCGGUGUGUCUUAAUGAGUAUAGAUUUUUUUUAAGUUUAUUUAUUUAUUUUGAGAGACAGAGCAAGCAGGGGAGGGGCAAAGAGACAGGGAGAGAGAGAAUCCCAAGCAGCUUUGUGCUGUCAGCAUGGAGCUAAAUGUGGGGUUCAAACUCAUGAACUAUGGUAUCAUGACCUGAACUGAAACCAAGACUUGGAUGCAUAACCGACUGAGCCACCCAGGUGCCCCUGAAUAUAGAUUUUUAUUUCUUUCUAUUUUUAUUCCUCUACCAAAAGCACAUUAUAGUAACUACCCUGUACUUUAUUGUUAAUUUUUUGCUUAACAUCUUGCAUAUUUUUAUUUAAAAAAAUUUUUAAGUUUAUUUAUUUUGAGAGAGAGAGUGAGUGGGAAAGGGGCAGAGAGAGAGGGAGAGAGAGACAAUCCUAAGCAGGCUCUGCACUGUCAGCACAGAGCCUGACAUGGGACUCAAACCCACGAACUGUGAGAUUAUGACCUGAGCCAAAACCAAGAGUCAAAUGCUUAACUUACUGAGCCAUUCAGAAGCCCGGAACAUCUUGCAUAUUUUUAUAUCAGUCCUUUUUUAUAAAGCUCUCGAGUGUUCGUUUUCCUUGCAAUAUAGUGUUCCAUUGUGAAAAUAUAUUAUAGUUUAUUCAUUCUCUUUUGGGUUUAUAGUUUUUGGCUAUUUUUAGAGGUUUUUUUUUUUAAUGUUUAUUUUUGAGACACACAUACACGCACACACACACACACACACACACACACACAGUGCAAGUGGGGAGGGGCAGAGAGAGGGAGACACAGAAUCCAAAGCAGGCUCUGAGCUGUCAGCACAGACAGCUGAUGUGGGGCUCAAACCCAUGAACCCAGGCACCCCAGUUUUUGGCUAUUUUGAAUAAUAAUGCUGUGAACAUUCUAGUAAAUAUCUUUUGGUGAAAUGUGUGCACAUUUCUUUUUGAUGUAUGUCUAGGGUGGAACCCCCUGUCAUAGGUAUGUGAAUUUCCAUUGCUCCACAUCCUCAGCCUCCAGCUUAGGUAGGCUUAGUUUCUUUAAAUUUUACCUAUUUUGGUGGGUUCACAGUGUUAUUUUAUUGUGGUUUUAAUUUUUAUUCUCUAAUGAGAAUGUCCAUUUUUUCCCUAUGCUUAUUGGCUAUAUUGUUUUUUUGAAAAACUUUAUUUAAAAAAUACCCAGAAAAAAAUAUAUAUAAUCUCCAUUUGUUAAACAGAAAGGAAGAAAAACAGACAAACUCCUGUACUAGCAGUCUUAAUCUGGUCCUUUCUUGGGUAGUAGGUAUCAAAGAAUUGACCGUUCUAAUUGUGUUUUGUAAAACAAAAACAAAAGUAGAGGAAAUUCACGUUCCUUUGAUGUAGGGCUAGGACUUUGUGGUAGUAUAUGAGGAAUACUCUGAAUUCAGUAGGAAGAGGAGGAAGAGGAGAGAGAUGAAUGUAUAUCAUGAAGUGAUUUUGAAUUUACAUGGCUUUUUGCUUGCUUAUUUGUGGGUGGAGACUGGAAGGUUGAAAUCAUUGUUAAGUAGUUUAGCUGGCUCCUAAAUUAUAAUAUAACUAGCAUGAUUGAAGCAUAGUGUUGAUUUUGUUUUUGUAGAAAAGUACUUACUAAAAUUUUUUAAGGGGCACCUGGGUGGCUCAGUUGGUUGGGCGUCCGGCUUCGGCUCAGGUCGUGAUCUUGUGGUUCAUGAGUUCAAGCCCCAUGCCAGGCUCAGUGCUGACAGCUUGGGCCUAGAGCUUACUUUGGAUUCUGUGUCUCCCUCUGUCUGCCCCUCCCCUGCUUGCCCUCUGUCUCUCGCCGUGUCUCAAAAAUAAAUAAACAUUAAAAUUUUUCUUUUAUUUGUUAUGAGAGAGAGCGUGCGCACACAUGACCACGAAUGGGGAGGGGCAGAGAGAGAAAGAGAGAUUUCCAGGCACACUCUGCAUGGACAGUGCAGAGCCCCACUUGGGGCUUGGACCCAUGAACGAUGAGAUCAUGACCUGAGCUGGAGUCAUGAGUCAGCCACUUAACUGACUGAGCCACCCAGGCACCCCAAAAAGUAUUUUUACUUGAACAAGACUAGAGAUAGAAUGUGUAUAGGGGUUUUGGUUUGGUCAUAGGCCAUUCUUAGUGCUUAGGUAAGCUUUUGAAAUCUACCCCUCCCACCUGUCUUUUUAAAGUUUAAGGGAUAUUUAUUGUUUGUCCAGAAUUUUUCCCUUUCUUUUCAUAAUAAAGUUGUGAGAGUGAAUCUUCAUGUGUAAGGUUAUUAAUAACAUUAUUUUUACCUAAAGCUUAUUACUAGGAAUUUUAAUAAUACAUUUUAUUGAAUUGUGUGUUUGAAUAAAUCACAGUAAUUUUGUUGACUGUUCAAGAAGAGUAAGCAGUAUACUUACAUUCAUUAUUAGCCUAUAUUGUGUCAAACUGGUUAUUUAAAAAAAUUUUUUUCUUAACGUUUAUUCAUUUUUGAUAGAGACAGAGUACGAGUGGGGGUGGGGCAGAGAGAGAGGGAAGCACAGAGUCUGAAGCACACUCCAGGCUCUGAGCUGUCAGCACAGAGCCCAACACAGGGCUUGAACCCAUGAUCAUGACCUGAGCCAAAGUCGGAUGCUUAAUCGACUGAGCCACCCACGUGUCCCUCAAAUUUUUUUUUUUUUUUUUUUGGUGGCAUUUGAUACAUAUCUUUUUUCAUAUUUUCAAAAGACAUCAUUUUUUAGAGCAGUUUUAGGUCACAGUAGAAUUGAGUAGAAAGUACAGAGAGUUCUCAUAUAUCCCUGUCCCCACAUGCAUAGCCUCCCUACCAACAUCCUGCACUAGCAAAUUGGUUUAUUGUUUUUGUUUUUUGCAAAUUGCUUUUUUUUUUUUUUUUACUUAAUUGAUCCCUUACUUUUGGAAAAGUAAGCAGCUUGAUAUAUUUUGACAUUAUUCUAAAGUUUUAUAACAUUCUUCUCAUUUAAAAAAGAAUCUUAUGGACCUUAAUUACAAAAACAAAGAAACCAAGAGUAGAAUUCAAUUACUUGCUUCCUAACAAUUUUAUUUUGAAGAUACAAAAUGAAAAAGAUUUUCAACCUUUAUAGCAACAAUUCUGCUGUCCUUUGAUUCCUACUAAUUUUAUGAAACUUUAAGAUUUUUCUCCCUUUUAAAUAUUUAAAUGUAAAAUAUUCUAAUCAGAUGCAUGGAAUUUGUAUUAAAAUUUUUGACUUGAUGUAUUGCUGACAAGAUGUAAAUAGUUCCAAGCUUUGUGCUCUAAUCCAGUUUGAGUGGGCUUGCCCAGAAGUAAAUUAAAUGAUGUGAUUAGGAUGCUACUAUCAGUAAAGGUCAUAAAGUCCUUUAAGAUUUUAUUAGUGAAGAAUGGGACAUAAUGGCUGAGAGUAGAGGGUUGUGAGCUCACUGAUCAUUGGAAAGCACCCAUGGUUUUGGACUCAUGGGAAGGCAAAGCCAUAAAACUUUGUGAAGACUAUAGGAUUUUCUCAAUGAGACAGAAGCAUCAACUUAAAAAAGAUUGAUAGUUGUAAACACAUUAAAAUUAAUGUUCACCUAAAGACACCAUAAAGAAAAGGAAAAGAUAAACUAAACUUAGAAAACAAUUAUUGCAAACUUGGAAGAAAAUAGUUGUCAUGUAUAUAAUAGAAAAUUAGUGUCCUAAACAGGGCUACCUUCAUGGGUAUACAACCUGUUCAGUCACACAGGGCCUCACACUUAUUUUAAUACUAAACUAUCACUGUUUUAUAAUUCAUAAUUUUUUAAUAAUGGCCCUGCUUUUUAAUUUUGGAAUGGGCCCUGCAAAUUAUGUAACUAAUCCUGGUCCUGAAUAUAUAAAGCCUACUAACUAAUAAGAAAAAGGCAACCCAAUAAAAAUGGCCAAAAACUGUGAACAAAGGAAUGCAGAAAGGAACAUAGAUACUUAAUAAACAUUUGAAGGGCGCCUGGGUGACUCAGUCAAACAUCUGACUCUUGAUUUCAGCUUAGGUCAUGCAUGAUCUCAUGUCUUCAUGUGUUCGAGCCCCACUUCGGGCACUGUGCUGACAGCACAGAGCCUGCUUGGGAAUCUCUCUCCUCUCUCUGCCUCUCCCCUCCUCAUGCUGUCUGUCUCUCUCUCAAAGAUAAAACAAAACAAAACAAAAAAACAUUAAAACUUGUGAAAAGGUCUUACAUCUCAUCAAGUAAUACAAACAAAUCACAGUAAGGUUGUAUAUGUUCUGUACUGCCACCAAUUAAGAAAUCUCACUUUACCAGGUAUUGGCAAGGAUUGUGUCAUCAAUUUACAUGCUGCUGCGUAUCGUCUAAUUUGAAAGUCUUCCAUGAAAACUUCACUUUAAAAAAAUAAGUAAUGCCAUCAUCUGUUAUCCUAAAAGACUGAAAUGGGGGCUGUCAAUUUGAGGGCCUCAUGGUUAUGAAUGUGCUUCAAUUUCAUAAUGCCUCCUGCUAUGGCAGACAUCCUUGACAUCUGGGCAGUGGAUUCACAGUUAGCAUCUGAUGGCUCCAUACCUGUGGAUUUCCUUUUGCCCACUGGGAUUUAUAUUCAGUUGGAGGUUCCUCGGGAAGCUACCAUUUCCUAUAUUAAACAGAUGUUAUGGAAGCAAGUUCACAAUUACCCAAUGUUUAACCUCCUUAUGGAAAUUGACUCCUAUAUGUUUGCAUGUGUGAAUCAAACUGCUGUAUAUGAGGAGCUUGAAGAUGAAACAAGAAGGCUCUGUGAUGUCAGACCUUUUCUUCCAGUUCUCAAAUUAGUGACAAGAAGUUGUGACCCAGGGGAAAAAUUAGACUCAAAAAUUGGAGUCCUUAUAGGAAAAGGUCUACAUGAAUUUGAUGCACUGAAGGAUCCUGAAGUGAAUGAAUUCCGAAUAAAAAUGCGCAAAUUCAGUGAAGAAAAGAUUCAGUCACUUGUGGGAUUGUCUUGGAUGGAUUGGCUAAAACAGACGUAUCCACCAGAACAUGAACCAUCCAUCCUUGAAAACUUAGAAGAUAAACUUUAUGGAGGAAAGCUCAUUGUGGCUGUUCAUUUUGAAAAUUGUCAGGAUGUGUUUAGCUUUCAAAUAUCUCCUAAUAUGAAUCCUAUCAAAAUAAAUGAACUGGCAAUCCAAAAACGUUUGACUAUUCAUGGGAAAGAAGAUGAAGUUAGCCCGUAUGACUAUGUGUUACAAGUCAGUGGGCGAGUAGAAUAUGUGUUUGGUGAUCACCCACUAAUUCAGUUCCAGUAUAUCCGGAACUGUGUAAUGAAUAGGACCUUGCCUCAUUUUAUGCUUGUGGAAUGUUGCAAGAUCAAGAAGAUGUAUGAACAGGAAAUGAUUGCCAUAGAAGCUGCCAUAAAUAGAAAUUCAUCAAACCUUCCUCUUCCUUUACCACCAAAGAAAAUGCGAAUUAUUUCUCAUGUUUGGGAAAAUAACAACCCUUUCCAAAUUGUCUUGGUUAAGGGAAAUAAACUUAACACAGAAGAAAGUGUAAAAGUUCAUGUCAGGGCUGGCCUUUUUCAUGGUACCGAACUCCUGUGUAAAACCAUCGUAAGCUCAGAGAUAUCAGGGAAAAAUGAUCACAUUUGGAAUGAACCACUGGAAUUUGAUAUAAAUAUUUGUGACCUGCCACGAAUGGCUCGAUUAUGUUUUGCUAUUUAUGCAGUUUUGGAUAAAGUGAAAACGAAAAAAUCGACUAAAACUAUUAAUCCCUCUAAAUAUCAGACCAUCCGGAAAUCUGGGAAAGUGCAUUAUCCUGUAGCAUGGGUAAAUACAAUGGUUUUUGACUUUAAAGGACAGUUGAGAUCUGGAGACAUAAUAUUGCACAGCUGGUCUUCAUUUCCUGAUGAACUUGAAGAAAUGUUGAAUCCAAUGGGAACUGUUCAGACAAAUCCAUAUACAGAAAAUGCAACAGCUUUGCAUAUCAAAUUCCCAGAGAAUAAAAAACAACCUUAUUAUUAUCCUCCCUUUGAUAAGAUAAUCGAGAAGGCAGCUGAGAUUGCAAGCAGUGACAGUGCUAAUGUAUCAAGUCGAGGUGGAAAAAAGUUUCUUGCUGUACUGAAAGAAAUCUUGGACAGGGAUCCCUUGUCUCAACUGUGUGAGAACGAAAUGGAUCUUAUUUGGACUUUGCGACAAGAUUGCAGAGAGAAUUUCCCACAGUCACUGCCAAAAUUACUGCUGUCGAUCAAGUGGAAUAAACUUGAAGAUGUUGCUCAGCUUCAAGCCCUACUUCAGAUUUGGCCUAAACUGCCCCCCCGGGAGGCCUUGGAGCUUCUAGAUUUCAACUAUCCAGAUCAGUACGUGCGAGAAUAUGCUGUGGGCUGCCUGCGACAGAUGAGUGAUGAAGAACUCUCUCAAUAUCUUUUACAACUGGUGCAAGUUUUGAAAUACGAGCCUUUUCUUGAUUGUGCCCUCUCUAGAUUCCUAUUAGAAAGAGCACUUGCUAACCGCAGGAUAGGGCAGUUUCUAUUUUGGCACCUUAGGUCAGAAGUGCAUAUUCCUGCUGUCUCAGUACAGUUUGGUGUCAUCCUUGAAGCAUACUGCCGGGGAAGUGUAGGGCAUAUGAAAGUGCUUUCUAAGCAGGUUGAAGCACUCAAUAAGUUAAAAACUUUAAAUAGUUUAAUCAAACUGAAUGCAAUGAAGCUAAACAGAGCCAAAGGGAAGGAGGCCAUGCAUACUUGUUUAAAACAGAAUGCUUACCGGGAAGCCCUCUCUGACCUGCAGUCACCUCUGAAUCCGUGUGUCAUCCUCUCAGAACUCUAUGUUGAAAAAUGUAAAUACAUGGAUUCCAAAAUGAAGCCUUUGUGGCUCGUGUACAACAACAAAGUUUUUGGUGAGGAUUCAGUUGGAGUGAUUUUUAAAAAUGGUGAUGAUUUACGACAAGAUAUGUUGACACUCCAGAUGUUGCGCUUGAUGGAUUUACUUUGGAAAGAAGCUGGUCUGGAUCUUCGGAUGCUGCCUUAUGGCUGUUUAGCAACAGGAGACCGCUCUGGCCUCAUCGAAGUUGUGAGCACCUCUGAAACAAUUGCUGACAUUCAGCUGAACAGUAGCAAUGUGGCUGCAGCAGCGGCCUUCAACAAAGACGCCCUUCUGAACUGGCUUAAAGAAUACAACUCUGGGGAUGACCUAGACCGAGCCAUUGAAGAGUUUACCUUGUCCUGUGCCGGCUACUGUGUAGCUUCUUAUGUCCUUGGGAUUGGUGAUAGACAUAGUGACAACAUCAUGGUCAAGAAAACCGGCCAGCUCUUCCACAUUGACUUUGGACAUAUUCUUGGAAAUUUCAAGUCUAAAUUUGGCAUUAAAAGGGAACGAGUGCCUUUUAUUCUUACCUAUGAUUUCAUUCAUGUGAUUCAACAAGGAAAAACAGGAAACACAGAAAAAUUUGGCCGUUUCCGCCAGUGUUGUGAGGAUGCAUAUCUGAUUUUACGACGUCACGGGAAUCUCUUCAUCACUCUUUUUGCACUGAUGUUGACUGCAGGGCUUCCUGAGCUCACAUCAGUCAAGGAUAUACAGUAUCUUAAGGACUCUCUUGCCUUAGGAAAGAGUGAAGAAGAAGCGCUUAAGCAAUUUAAGCAAAAAUUUGAUGAGGCACUCAGGGAAAGCUGGACUACUAAAGUGAACUGGAUGGCCCACACAGUUCGGAAAGACUACAGAUCUUAAUGAUCACCCUUUGCUCCUAAUGUAUUUGUUGGUUUUGUUUAGUUUUCAUUUUGCACUUGCACUAAAUUGAACAUGACCCUGCCGGAGAUGUUUUAAAGGGAAUGAAAUCCUAGAACUCAUUUAAAUUAAGAACAAGGCAUCCCACAGAACCUAAUCUGCACAGUUCCUGAUGACCACCCUCUGCUUCAUUGAAUGCUUCCAAGAUUCAUCAUGAAAACUCUCAACAUUAUGGAUAAUCAUUUCCUGCUGACUUUGCACGCCGAGGAAUGCUACUAGAGAUUGUUUUCUGUCGUCGUCUUCUUCUUCUUCUUCUUCUUCUUCUUCUUCUUCUUCUUCUUCUUCUUUUUUUAAGUAUUUGGUACUUUUCCAGAAAGGUGUAAAUACUUCUUUUUGUAUUGUGACCAAGUGUUAUCACUCAGCCGACUUAUCCACUCCUGGGCACUGGUAGUUGUUCUUAUUUUCCAAAUGAGGCUUAAAAGAAAGGUAUCUUUCUUCCCCUUUUAAAUUGUGUAAACUACAAAUUAUAACAUAAUUUGAAAUUACUUUUUUUUUUUUUUUCAAAAGAAAUCUCUAAAUCUAUGGAAACAUUAAUUCUUUUGUUGAUAUUUAUCUACCAGGACAGCAUCAUUUCUAGCAGGCUUGCUGAAGACCUGCUGGUGAGGCAAAUAUAAUAUAUAUGUUGCAUAUAUAUUUAUAAAAUUUCUAGUGGGAGUUCUAUAUAAAAAGACAUUUCUUUGGUUUUUUUUUUUCAGUCUGUGUUUUAAAGUUUUACAAAAAGAAGAGCUUUUUCCUAAGUUACUUUUUUUAGUUAACUAUGUGAUCCAGUUCUUCCAGUUGCUUCUGUAAUGAGGCACAUAGUACUUUCAGUUUUUACAUGGUAUCUAUGAAAGAGUUCAUUUCAUAGAGCAUAAUACUUGAGCAAAUGCAUCCAAGACAGAAAGCAAAUGAAAAGGAAACUAUUUAUGGAAUCAUCUCCACACCUAAAAUUCAGUAUUUUAGUAAAAUGCCAGCUGUUCUUACUGUAUUUAUUAAAACUUGUAAUAAUGUGAUUUUUUCAAGGAUAUUAGCUCAAAUUGAAAUGGUUUCAUGCCACAUGGAAUUCUUUAAUUUAUUUGUUGAGGUACCAUAUCUUUAGGGUGCUAGAUGGCAAAUAAUGUUAAUAUGUGCAAUAAGAACUACUGGUUUGAAUGUGUAAAUGGAUGCUCUUUCUGAGUACUGGCAAUAUCCAUCAAAACUACUGCUUUUUCUCCAAAGACUUUUGGGAGCUCUCAAUCCUCAGUGACAUGAGAAAGAGAACUGAUUAUUUGCCCUGUGACUGAGUUUUCUAUAGGAAUUUUAUUAAAGAUUGUUUAAUUUUGUUGUCCUC
Molecule: messenger RNA, 11331 nt
Organism: Panthera uncia (snow leopard)
Lineage: Eukaryota; Metazoa; Chordata; Mammalia; Carnivora; Felidae
Gene: PIK3CB
Product: phosphatidylinositol-4,5-bisphosphate 3-kinase catalytic subunit beta
Exons: 24
Coding region: 6753-9965 (1070 amino acids)
Biological process (GO): phosphatidylinositol-3-phosphate biosynthetic process; phosphatidylinositol 3-kinase/protein kinase B signal transduction; phosphatidylinositol-mediated signaling
Cellular component (GO): plasma membrane; cytoplasm; phosphatidylinositol 3-kinase complex
Molecular function (GO): 1-phosphatidylinositol-3-kinase activity; 1-phosphatidylinositol-4-phosphate 3-kinase activity
Source: RefSeq, a predicted model, not a curated record